AUUACAUUGAAUUAUAUUCACAUAUUACAUUAAUUUAUAGUGUUUAAGAAUAAUAUAUAAAAUACUUCAUAAUUAAAUAAAUAUUAAAACAAUGUGUAAUAUGACAAUUUUAUAUUGUAAAAUAAUAAUAAUAAUAAUUAUAGUUUUAAAAAUAAGAUAUUUUCAAAUAAAAAAAAAUAAAAAAAUAUUUGUAAUAAAAUGUGAUCUACUCUGAUAGAACGGAUCCCUGCGACUGUCUUGUGGUGUAGUGAAGUGAGGUACCAGCAGCAGCAGCUGUAUUAGCGCAGAGUAGGCGCGUCCCCUUUAAUUUGCCCACGCUGUAUAGCAGUAAGGAGUGGUGGUGAGCAGCACAGCUCACUGACUGUAGUCCCUUUGUAUGCGCAGCAGUGCCCAACUGCAGCCUAAACUGCUCGCUCUUACACAAUAAUUAUGAGUAAAAGACGAAAAGUUGGACUUUGACAUGAAAUGUCUCGCUCGCGCCGCGCCACUCCCUAAAAUGAACGAGGAGAACACAAGUAAGCGCACGAGGAAUCCAUGUGCAUAUUUCGAUGGAUAUUUUGCAUCUUGAAAACAACUCGGGAAGGUUGACUUUUUUAUUUUUUUAAACGCAUGAUUUAAUGCAUUAAUGCCUUGAGUGAAACGAAUUGCGUGAAUGCCUUUAGCACAGUAAUGCAUGGGCAUGCUUUGAUCAUCCACUUAGAGAGAGGAACCUAUUGCUGAAGCAUGUCACUGCAGACACCUCGCGCUUGCUUGAAGGGGUUAAAACACUGAUCACAGCCGGUGUGAUGUGUUUUUCAUGGGUGCAUGAGCCUGGAAUCUGAAUAUGUGUCCUCUAAUCAAAAAACGUUGUUUUGGGGCAAUUGGAUAACACCUUAAAAGGGACGCUGUCUUUGCGCAACGGGGAAAAAAACCCAAACAAACAUCCAAAUUAUGACUGAGAACAUCUGAAACGUGAUGCUCGAUGGAUUUUUGCCCUUAAGAUGAGCACGUUUGCUCAACAACAAGAUGUUGCCACUCCUCAGAGCAUCAUUUUGGCCAUCAAACUCGAGUGGCCACACGUAUUCAGACAAUUCUCCUCAGUCUCUUGUGUUAAAUGUUACUAUCGUGUGUAAUGUGAGCAUGUUUGAGGCGACGCCCAACGCAAACAGCUCCCCUGUUUCUUUGCAGAUCUCUGAAUUGAGUCGAGACAACACUGUGAGGACACAGGGGGCGUCAGAUUUUGCUGACCUUAGCAUCUUUGGACCGUUUCAAUGGGAAGCUCUUUUCCAAUAACACCUUGAGGGAGUCCCCUUCCCUUUGCCUCCGUUCAUUUCUUUGAGACGCGCUGCUGCUGCUGUAUGUUUCCCGUUUGUCCUGAAGGCGUGUACGGCUGGAUAUAUUCGAGUUCAGCGCAGCAGAUCUGGCGCAGCGGGCGGGAGGAAGACCAGGAUCAUUGCAGUACCUGUAAUGAAUGGCUGCUGAAAGACACCACUGACCCUGGCAACGAGACGUUUUAUUAGUUCUGCUGGUGUCAUGUAAACAUAAUCAUUUAACAAAUGAUUUCUCUGGCGCUUUGGGGAUUCUUGAUGCUUGCAGUGUUUCCUGGGUUCUAAUGCAAGAGGGAGGUGUUAACGAGUGAAAAGAAGCACCAAUUUUCCCACAAACUUUUAGAGGCAACACCGUCGCAUCCUGACCACAAACUGCAGGUUGCAUUCAUUCACAGCAUGACUGUUGCCACGGGCGACCCAGUUGAUGAAGCCGCAGCUCACCCGGGUCAGCCACAGGACACGUAUGACCCGGAACCAGACCAUGAGUGCUGCGAAAGGGUGGUCAUUAACAUCUCUGGCCUGCGCUUUGAGACGCAGCUCAAAACUCUGUCUCAGUUCCCAGAGACAUUGCUCGGGGACCCCAAAAAGAGAAUGCGCUAUUUUGACCCUCUGAGGAACGAGUACUUUUUUGACAGGAACCGCCCAAGUUUUGAUGCCAUUCUCUAUUACUACCAAUCGGGCGGCAGGCUCCGAAGGCCUGUCAAUGUGACAUUGGAUAUUUUUUCUGAGGAGAUACGUUUUUAUGAGCUUGGGGAAGAAGCCAUUGAGAUGUUCAGGGAGGAUGAAGGAUUUAUUAAGGAAGAGGAGAAACUCCUGCCAGAAAAUGAAUUUCAGAGGCAGGUAUGGCUGCUCUUUGAGUAUCCUGAGAGUUCAGGGCCUGCCCGGAUUAUUGCCAUCAUUUCAGUCAUGGUCAUUCUCAUAUCUAUAGUCAGUUUUUGCCUGGAGACACUUCCGAUUUUUCGCAAUGAAAUGGAGAUGCAGAAAGUGUACGCGACCAACUCCAACUCAACAAUUAGCUACACCUCCACCUACUUUACUGACCCUUUCUUCAUCUUGGAGACUCUUUGCAUCAUAUGGUUCUCCUUUGAGUUCCUGGUGCGGUUCUUUGCGUGUCCCAGCAAAGCAGGCUUCUUUGUCAAUAUAAUGAACAUCAUUGAUAUUGUGGCUAUAAUACCUUACUUUAUCACCUUGGGCACGGAGCUAGCAGAGAAGCCUGAGGAUGGUCAGCAAGGGCAGCAAGCCAUGUCACUUGCCAUAUUGAGGGUCAUCAGAUUAGUUCGAGUCUUUAGGAUCUUCAAACUUUCUCGGCACUCAAAAGGGCUGCAGAUUCUCGGCCAAACGCUCAAGGCCAGCAUGAGGGAGCUCGGGCUGCUUAUCUUCUUUCUCUUCAUCGGAGUCAUCCUCUUUUCGAGUGCCGUCUACUUUGCAGAAGCGGAUGAGCCUGACUCACAGUUUAUAAGCAUCCCCGAUGCCUUCUGGUGGGCGGUGGUUUCAAUGACAACAGUAGGGUAUGGCGACAUGGUUCCAACUACCAUCGGAGGCAAAAUUGUGGGAUCCCUGUGCGCUAUCGCUGGUGUGCUGACCAUUGCCUUGCCUGUGCCUGUCAUAGUCUCAAACUUCAACUACUUCUACCAUCGAGAGACAGAAGGUGAGGAACAGGCCCAGUACCUUAACGUGACCAGCGUUCCCAAGAUAGAUUCGUCAGAGGACCUUAAAAAGAGCCGCAGCGGGUCAACCAUGAGCAAGUCCGACUACAUGGAGAUUCAAGAGGCUGUUAACAACAGCAACGAAGACUUCAGAGAGGAGAACAUCAAGACUGGCAACUGCACACUAACCAAUACUAACUAUGUUAACAUCACCAAAAUGCUUACUGAUGUAUAACCGCUUUGAACUGCCUUUGACGAAGAAGGUGAGAUAAAGAAGGGGUGUGCAAACCCUAGUUUUGAAGGCUUCAGAUGCCUCUUGGAAGAGUUUCAAGACGUGAGAAUUGAAAUGCGUCCAUUUGAGUGAAGGAUCAGUGAAGAAGACCCUGUCCAUCAUUCCAUCUCCAUUCCCUCUCACAAGUUCUGGGAAACUUGAUUGGUGGGGGACGUUGUUUUGCAUUCUUGUGUUCAGUGUCUGCAUGGAGUUUGUCUAUUCUGUAUGACUGUGCUAGUAGUCGGUCUGCUUGCGACAGUAGCCAAUCGUAGCCUAACCAGUAGAUACAAGCGUAGCGUAGAGGGACCAAUUCCUGACUCCCAGUUCCCCAUUCACUGCCAACCUGAGGACACCUUGAGUCUUUUUUGAGUGUAUUUGUACCUGGGAAGAACAAGAAUUUUGAUUAGUGUCAUAUAAAAACAUGGAGAAGAUAACAUGUUCGCAAAGAAUCACCAUGGAGGAUGUAUUUCUCUGUGAAUGCACAAACGCUGCCUGCCCUGCCAGCCGCAACGACGUACCAUGUGCGGUACCUAAAAAAUGUUACAUUCCAUCUUGUGACGGAGAAAUACAUGCAUGACUAAUCUUGGGGGUCUGGAAGACCGGUUAUGUGGCCCUAUUUCUAUCUGUAUGACCUUUUUUCCCUCUUUCGCUGCCAGCAUACUAGGAUCUCAGUGUGUCCCGUGUUAGAGUAAACAGACCUGAAAGUGGAGUGGAGAUUGUUUUGAAGUUGCUUUUUUUCCCAUCGUCGUCAUUCCACUACACUGCAUGAGCAGCUGCCCUUCAUUGCAUCAUUUCCUUCCGUCACUUACUUUUCCCAGCAUUGUAAACUUCCAAGCAUUCCAUGUGUAUGAGAAAUGUCUUUUGUAACAAAGAUCUACCCCUAAAAGCGCCUGAUAGGGGAUUGCAAGAGUGUAGAUAUUUUACUGUGAGAUCGCAGCCAACAACAGCAAAACACUAGCUCACUAUGUCAGGUCACCAAAGAUGAAGUUCACUGCCGCUAUUUAUUUCAUUUUUAUGUUGUUUUUACAUUUUAGUGCCAUUUCAUGGUGCAUCCUGCUCAUAUGAUAUGAUGCUGGAGAAUUUCGAUAAAUCUUGUAUGAAAAUGAUGCUUCCUUGAAUAGCUUUUGUAAGAGAUAGGAAAUAUUCUACUACCUUUGUGGUGCAUGUCUGGUACACAUUCAUUGUAGCAUGCAUGUAGUAAGAAUGAUACUUACAAAACUAGAAAUAAGUAUUCAUAUCUUUAUCAAUAUAAAUAUUUUUCUCUGUGAGAUUAACAGUAUGUGCAAUAUUAUAAAUGCUUGUUUUUUUUAAGGUUGCAAGAUUUUGCAAAUAGUUUUCUAUGUUAUUAGGCUAAUACAUUAGUUGGAGUGUAAUAACCCACUUUCAGGGUUGAAUACCUUGAAGGUUGCUCAUUUCUUAGUUUGGUUUAAUUAAGCAGAAAAGAGAGUGAGAUGUACCAAUUAAAAUGAGCAUUUCAAAGCACCACAUUUGGAUAUGGGGGAGAUCUAACUUUAAAAAAUCUCAAUCCCUGAUUUAAUAACAAGGGAUUCUGAUGAUUUUUGUUCAAUUUGUUUGUGACACAUUUAGUCUGUAGCCUGUUCUCAUAACUAAAGAUGGCAAAGUAUUGACUUUUGUGCUUAAUGUUAAAAACCUCAUGAAAUCAAACUUGGACGUUUCUAAGUAUAUUAAGAUAUUUUUCAAAUUUUCAGCAUUUCUGAGAAAAUGAACCAAAAUAUUAAUGACAUCAAUAAGAACGUCCCCUUUCCCUAAUGUCACCCAGUGGGUCUUGGCUGGUUAGCUUCAGUAGUUUGCCUCUGCUGGUAGAUGAUGUAACUACACCAUUAUGCAUAUGAGAAUAUUUCUCUAUUAAUGAACAUUUAAAUGUAGCCAUGUAUAUUUAUGAAAUAAUAUUUUUUAAAGCAACCAAUAAAUUAUUAAAGGUGCAACGUGUAACAUUUGGGAGGAUCUAUUGACAGAAAUGCAAUAUAAUAUACAUAACUAUGUUUCCAGUGGUGCAUAAAGACCUUACAUAAUGAACCGUUAUGUUUUUAUUACCUUAGAAUGAGCCAGUUCUAUCUCAUACACCGCUGGUCAAGUCACCAUUAUGCGCCGGCAUGUUUCUACAGCAGCCCUAAACGGACAUACACUCUACAGAGCGCGUUUAGUCAAUAUGUUGUUCUUCUAAAUCAUUUGUUUUUUUAGAGGCAGCUUGCAUCGUCACUAUGUUCAGUAUGCACAAAGUAGUAGUAGUAGUUGUCUGGUUUAUUAGAAGCAGAGACCGUUCUUUGUUAGAAGUAAGAAGAAACCUCAUUGCUUCACACAGGCUACCCUCUGCUGUCUCAGAUGAUGACAUCUUUGUCUUGUGUCGGCCAGACGGCCACUGUAGCUUCUCCGAAAGGGAGGGGGUGCGAGUUGCAGUUCGCAACCUCACCGCUAGAUGCCUAGAUGCUAAAAUUUACAUAUUGCACCUUUAAUAUAUGUAUAUAUUAUUGAUUUUACACUAGUGACUCAUUUUAAUUUAUUUAUUUAAUUUUAUUUAUUUAUUUAAUUAUUUAUUCUUUUCCCUCCAGUCUUUAGUCAUAGCAUUAUUUUUGUGAAACUAUUCUAUGGGGUCUUUAAAGUAAAUAACAGCAGAAAACCUUUUGUUUUGAAAAAAAAUAAAAUGUGGUUCAGGACCUAUGCAAUUUACAGUUGAGAAGUAGAAAUGCUCUAUGGUAACUAAGCAGUACACACCCUACAACCCAGUUUAAAUACGUUCAACUGCCCAAGGUUUUUCUUAGAAUUAGAUUCACUUCACUGCCAAACUAUUGGCAGAUCUCCCUGCCACUAUGUUUGCUGUUAUGUUGGCCUAAUGAGAUGUAGACCUCCUGCCAUCGAAGCUACAUGAAUUCUCUUUGAAAUCUUAGCUUCUCAGUGAGGCAAUACUGUCAUAUCCAAGAACGUGGUGUGCCAUUCACUCCACUCUUUCCAAAUACAGGACAUCCUAACCCAAUAACUCUUUUCUUCCCCUGCCCAGAGCUUCCGUGAGGGAGGGAUGUUUGAACCCAUGCUAAGCCAUGUUACCUGCUUUCACCAGCUUUAGCAAAGUUUUUAGCAGAGAUUGCUAAAAGCGUAUUGCAGAAGUGUCUCGCAGACUUGGAAAAGUGAGCGACAUAUUGCAGACAUCACUUUUAUGUUCAGCCUUAAUGGACGUGCCACAUUUCUUGGCCUCUCAAAAAGACAUUAACACAUGAAUUUGUGUCUGGAAUAUGACAACAUCCUUGUUACAAAUGUACGGAGCCCCUAAAGGGACAUGGUGAUAAAAAAAAAAAAAAUGAGAUGGGAGGAAAAAUUAUUUGUCAAUCCUUUUGCGUUCUCCGUUCCCAAAAGAAAAAGCCGCUUUUCCACCAUCAGGCCGAACGGUUCUAAGAACGGUAAGGAACAGUUAUAUUUCCACUUGAGCUUGGUUCGGCAAGGGACAAUUACAAACCGUUCUCGGUCCAGAAUUCUCAGCACGGUUGUUUAACCAUACUGAAUCGUGCUGGUAGAAUGAGUGUAGUGAUGUCACUACUCAGGAUUGGUCCCUUGUCUAUCGCCUGGCUGGCAGUUUCUCUGUAACUGGCCAAGCGCGCUAUUUGAGCGAAGUUAACGCAAGUUAUUAUCCGAUCAUCCUCCAUAACGUAGUCGCUAUUUACAUCUCAUAUUGUCUGUAAACUCUUGAGUUAUCAAGGCAAUGAACGACACAUUUGUAUUACGUUUCAAAGAGCUCUGUUAUCAGUCCCACAGUGGAAAGUAAAACCAUAUCAUACCAGCUGGGCCGGAUUGGCACGGAAUGGAACAGUUAAGCAAAGAGAAAGGUUUGGCUUUUGUGUUCGCUCACAAAAAUGUUAAGUUCUUUGUGAGUGAAUGCAAAGUUUAAUGGGGGAAAAUUUUGCGAGAACGCAAAACUGUUGAAAUCUUUUUUUUUUUUUUUUCCCACCCCAUCUCAUUUUUGUUCCACCGCCAUGUCCCUUUAGGAGCUUCUUACAAAUCACUUAGUCAACAUGAAACUGUUACUUGUGGAAUAUGACAUUUCUCAGCGAAAUACGAUGUUUGAUGAGAAAAGAAAUGGUUUGGGGCUUGAAAUCAUUUGAGAGCAAGCAAGUAAGAGGGAUUUGUGACACCAAAGUUCAUGUUGACUUAUUUGUUGUAGUUUUAAGGCAUUUAUUCAUGCAUAAAAUUAUUUGCCUCCAUUACCGCCGCAUCCUGUUUUAAUGACUUCAAUGAGGAUGCUUGUUCAUCGCCUUUCUCAAUGUUUUUUUUUUUUUGUUUGUUUCCCCCCCCCAUGUGUGUUAUUGAAUGCAUGGACAAGCCGGUUUACACUGCCAGGACUACAAAUCAUCUCGUCCAUUGAGACAAAGGAAUUCUCAAUAAGAUGUUGGAAUUUUAGUGAGCGUUUAAUAGAAAAAUGCGCGUAACUGAUGCUCUCAAAGUAUCACAUUUAAUAGCAUCUCCAUAGCUGCCUCGUUCUGUCUGAAAUUGUGAAUAUAUUGUUUUUAUAAUAUAUUCACUCUGACAUUUGGUCUGUACAUUUUUAAUACUCUAGAGAUUUUGAAUACUUUUAACGCCUCUAUACGAGCACAGCUUUGUGACGAUACUUUCCAAGAAUCCGCUGCUUUCAUUGUUGUCUUAACAAAAGCUAUAGCUUUAUAAAACACCUCCGCCAUGUAACGCAGUUUCUUAAUAGUCGAAAAUUCACAGCUGCAUUUAUAUCCUUUAAACCUUAUCCAAAUGUAUUGUAGUAUAGGUAUACUUCAUAUACGUUAAGCACAAACACUGGGAAAAAAAUGAACCUCGAACUGUAAUUAUCAUAGAAGCUUUGCCUAUUGAUUACUGCAGUAUAUAAAUGUAUCAGCAAUCAAAUAAAGCCUUUAUAUCUAAUAAAUAUUCAACUGAAUGUCAUUACAGGCUUUACUGUUCACACUCAGGCAUGUUUUAUGGAGAAAUAAAAACAUAUGCCCUCAUUUGUACAUGCAAUAUGGAUAUACAGUGUAUAUAUAGAUAUGGAUGGGUGGAUGAAUGAACAAACAGAUAAGAUGAACAGACAAAGAUUAAGAGGAUAGAUGAGCAGAUGUGAUUCAGAAGAAGAACCUAAUGCAGGUCUUUUGGGAUGGAUGGAGGUGGGAGCUAUGAGUUAGCAUCUUGUUUUGAAGUGAAAGCUAGGCCUUGUUCACACUGUGCAUAAAUCCAAUUUUAUUCCCAAAUUCCUUUUGUUUUUUUGUUUUUUGGACUGACUGUCUACAUUAUAAUGUUGCAAGUUAUUAGAUCUGUUUGUUAACACACUAUCCUGGAUAUUGACUACACUGUAUCGACAUUAGCUUUAGCAUUAGCAUGACGCUAAGCUACUGCAACUGAGACACAUGGGGUGUUUUUUACUCAUUCAGUGCACUCAUUCACGUGUAGCAUAAUAGUGAAUGCCACAUAGUUCACUACAUGGUAAAAAUGUGAGCGAAAAUGGGUGACAGAUCACAACUAGAGCCAUUGUGUGUUGUCUGUGACAUUACAUACACGCUAAGCCGUGAAUUACAACAACACAACACUGAAAUCCAAUCCGACCAUUCAUACCCUUGUGAAAAAGAAGUGUGCUUAAUUGUAUUGAAUGUGGAAUUGUAGUGUGCUUCAAACAAAACUACACUUGCAGAUAUAAUAUCUGCACUUAUAUUAAUAUCUGAACUAAUAAUAAUAUUAAUAUCUGCACUUGCAGAUUAUGUCAUUUAAAUAUUAAUGAAAUAAAAGGCCACUUAAGCGUACUUAAAGAGACUUUCAUCGCUGUUUCGUAACACUUAAAUACAGUUUUUAAAAAGUGCACUUUGAAAUAAUGUCAAAUUAAAAGUUGUUUAAAUAAUUGUUUUAAUAAUCUUUUAUCAUGCUUUAAAGAAGUAAAUUUAUUUUGAUAUGUUGACUAACAUAUUCAAGCACAUGUAAAGCACUUUAUUGCAAUUUCGAGUCUGUUAUUUGAUUUAUAGUUGAUAAAUUUUAAAUGUACUAAAAUGCAACUUCAUCAAUACAAAUGUGUCAUUAAAAUGUAUUUGUAUACAUGACAUAUACUGUAAGUUUCAAUAGAAAUGUCAUUGUUUACCAUAAAUGCUCAGUACAUACAGCAGUAACUUUAACCAACAGACAACAGAAUUAUUAAAUUAUUAAAAGAUGUACUUAAGUCCUACUUAAGCACUCUUGAGUUCAAGUAAUUGCAUUUAUUAUAAAUUUAAACUACAAAACAUUUUCAUUUAAUUAUAAAUAACAUGCAAUUAAGUGUCCGAGUCAAGUUCGCACUUAAGUAUGCUUAAGUGUACUUCUUUUUCAUAAGAGUACUGAAACACAUUUCCAAAGUCACAUUUUUUUUUUUUUUUUUGCUGCCUGUGUGAGCAAGGCCUUAUAGAAGAAUGAAUGGCAAACUUUGACAGCUUGGAAAAACUCAUGUUAUCUAUCUAUGUAAUAGCUCACCUCUCUCCACUGUUUGUGAAGAUACUCUUGAUGUCAAUGGGUUGACGGAUAAUGAACUGUGCACAUCAGCGUAUGAGCUGAGGUUUUAGGUGUUGGUCUGCAUGUGUCUAUGUGUAUAUGUGACAUUGUCCCCACAUUGUCAUCCAGGAGGCCUAAUCUUUCAUUUCCUGUACAGAGCCUUUGUUUUCUAGGAUAAAGAAGAAGAAGAAGAAAAAAAAAAAAAAACUUGAACUGAACACAAUAACACAACAAAGAGAAGAGAUGGAGGACUCAAUACAUUCUCUGGAUGUGAUAAAUAUCAUGCACUUUACAAGGACCACUGGACGCGAAUGCUAAACCUAAAAGACAAUCUUGGAAUUAGAACAAGAGAUGCGCCUUUUCCUUCCAAAAGAUUAUAACUGUAAAGAGAUAUAUAUAUAUAUAAUGAUUAUGAGGAUGAGUAUAAAUCAUGAUAAGCUUACAA
Messenger RNA from Ctenopharyngodon idella (grass carp), 10149 nucleotides. It is a transcript of the gene kcna2b, whose product is annotated as potassium voltage-gated channel, shaker-related subfamily, member 2b. Gene Ontology annotation, cellular component: axon terminus; voltage-gated potassium channel complex; juxtaparanode region of axon. The record is from RefSeq and is a predicted model, not a curated record. The transcript is spliced from 2 exons. Gene Ontology annotation, biological process: potassium ion transmembrane transport; protein homooligomerization. Gene Ontology annotation, molecular function: protein binding; delayed rectifier potassium channel activity. Bases 1704 to 3188 code for a protein of 494 amino acids. NCBI's taxonomy places the organism in Eukaryota, Metazoa, Chordata, Actinopteri, Cypriniformes, Xenocyprididae.